This is a messenger RNA of Leptosia nina, 528 nucleotides long. The record is from the annotation of a GenBank genome assembly. NCBI's taxonomy places the organism in Eukaryota, Metazoa, Arthropoda, Insecta, Lepidoptera, Pieridae.
AUGGAAUCUAAGUUUUGCCCAAAAAUGACUGAUGAAAAGUAUGCUCUAGUUGAAAAAAUUGUCAAAGACGUGCACAAUGUUUUGUGUAAGACAGUGGAUUUGUAUUCAUUCGAUAUUAUACCUGUACAUACUAACUUAAGAAAUAAAUCUCCUGUUGUAUGCGUGGAGAACUGUCUGGGUCUGGAAUCGUGGUGUGUCAAGCAAGUGUACUUACAUUGUUAUUCAGAAUUAAUGGAAAACAUCUGCGCAAAAUCUCAAAGACAAUAUAAAAAGUCAUCUCUAUUGAAUUCAGAGAGUCUGGUGAAGUUAUUAAAUGUAACAUUACUAAUAAACCCUGAUUUAUGUGUGCUAUGGAAUAAGAGGAGAAAUAUGUUACAAGAAUCAUUAUUAGACAGCACAUUAGAAAUGAAAUUCACAAGUCUUGUUUUAUCAAGGAAACCAAAGUGUAAUGAUGCGUUUGCUUACAGAAGAUGGAUUUUGGAAACAUUUAUAUUAAGUAUGGUUCUACUGCAUAUAUUUGAAAUAUAA